Messenger RNA from Penaeus vannamei (Pacific white shrimp), 3122 nucleotides. RefSeq names its product nuclear FMR1 interacting protein 1 (gene Nufip). Gene Ontology annotation, cellular component: nucleus. Gene Ontology annotation, biological process: box C/D snoRNP assembly. Lineage: Eukaryota; Metazoa; Arthropoda; Malacostraca; Decapoda; Penaeidae. The record is from RefSeq and is a predicted model, not a curated record.
CACACGUGAAGACCAAAAACACUUGAGCACGAGCUGACACCGCGAUCACCUGCGUUAUUUCAUAGGCGUUUCUCAUUAAAGUCUUGAAGUGUUCUUCAUAAGACUUCAUCCAGCCAAGAAGAAGAGAGCAGAUGGGGAUUCAAGACAGGGAUUAUUAAGUUGAUUAUGAGUUCUAGUAAACGCCAGAGUCGCGAGAAGAAAGAGACAACUUCACUCUUCGGGGAACCUGAUUUGGAUGAAACACUUUUGUCCUCAACUGUAAGGCAGUGAUGGAAGGUGGUACUUUAACCCCAUCUGCAAACCUACCCCAGAGGAAGAACUAUCAUGGCUGCCAACCUCAGGGACAGCACUGGAUGACUCCCGAGAUAUCUGCCCAGUUGCAGGUUUGCAACCAGCUACGCAAAGCAUCAGAAGCAACUAAUAAACCCGAAGAUCAUGAGGCAUACCAAGCACAAUGUAGAAAAGUGCACAGUAUGAUGGAGGAAAGCAAGGCCAGUCUUGGUUUAGGCCACUUACCUGCACUUCCUUCUCAGUAUGGUUAUGGAUGGCAGAAUGAUCAUGGGUACAAUGGCUAUCAGCCCAGAGGCCCAAUGGGAAAUUCAAACUUCCAGCAAGGUUCUGGAAAAUACUUUCAGGGAAAUAACAGGAAGCCCAUCACUUGUGGACCUUGCAAUCGAACAUUUUACAAUAAACAGAAACUUGAAGAACACCUUAAAGAUCAUGUUGAAUGCCCAUUUCCUGAGUGCAAACUCAGUGCACAUAUCAAGGUUAUUGACCAACACAUAAAUAACCAACAUAUGCUUGUCAACUUUGCUUCUUUACAAAUUGAUGAUGAGACGUGGAUUGCAGAGAGAAAGAAACGCUUUCCAAGUAUUCAGAGAGCAGAAAUACGAAGAGCAGAACAAAUAGAAAAACUGAAGAGGGGAGAGAAGCUGGGUGUAAGUAAAAAACCUUUUAAGAAUAAAAUCAAAAGUAUUACAAGUAAGAAUGAAAAUGAUACAGCAGGGGAGAACACCAAUAGUGCUAGUAAUGCAACUACAGGUGUUAAACGAGAGCAGGCACAGAGUGAGAGAGGUAAAGACGAAGGCAAACGUAAAGGGAAAUUCAGAAGGAAAAGACAAGAACAGGAAGCAUUAAACAGGCUACCUCAGGCAGUCAUGAAAGUAGACCUUUUAGAUUCGGAUGAUGAGACAAGGGAUGGUGUGCGUGCCUUCAGAGGAACCAAAUGCUUUUAUGAAGAAUUAGGAGAAGUCAGUUACUUUGGAAACAAGAGCAUAAAUGUUGAUAAAGAGGACACUGCAGAGCAAGAGGAGAAUAUUUGCAUAAGUGAUGAUGAGGACUGGCAGGAUGAAGAUAAUAAGGCAGCAGAUGAUAAAGGACAACUUAUUUUAGGAGGUGCUCUGGGAUCUUUAAUGGGUGCUUACUCAGACUCAGAGGAUGAAAGUACUGAUGAAGCAGUUACUAGUCAAGAAAAAGUUAACCCACAGUCUGUGCCAAAGAAAAAUGAUGAAGGUUCCUCUGCAAACGAUAAAGCAGAUGCCUCUAUUGAAGUUACAAAGAGCCAAGAUAAGUCUGGUGAUACUGCAGGGACCCAAGAUAUGUUAGUUGAGGUUCCAAAACAAGAAUCUUCUGUCAGUGCUGAAGUGAAGCAAGAUACAGAACAAAGUAAAGAAUCUACAAACAGAACGAGAAAUAGAAAGAUGCAACGCAAAAAAACACCAAAAGGACCUCCCAAACCUCGCAAAAUGCCACGAAGACGCAAGACUCUUCUGGAAAAACUUCUGCAAGCAGAUAUUAUACAUGAAAGGAAUGUAAUUCUACAGUGUGUACGAUUUGUUGUAAAGAAUAACUUUUUGGAUGGUAAAAAUAGUGUUAUUGAUAAGAAAAUAAAAGAUUGUAUUAAAGCAGAAAAGGACACUGGAGAAUCCACUGCAAAUGAAGCGAAGAAAUCUGACAUAGUACAGCCACCAAAAAAAGACAAUAGCUCACAAAUUGGUAACAUAUCAGUGCUUACAGACAAAGGCAACCAGGCAGAUUUAGGACCUCAGAUAACUAGUGAAAACAGCAAAACUGUUAAAGUCAUAAAGAAUAAAUGUGAUAGUAAUAAAGAAGCAGCUAGGAGGUUGAAAAAGCAACUAUUAGAAGAUGAUGUAGCUCAUAGUAAUGAUGCUCCCAAAAGGAGAAAAAGUGAUACUGAAGAACUUUCAAAUUGUGAGGAAACUAAAGAUGAAGUACAAGUUAAGAGAAUGAAGUUGAGUGAAGAGGAAAAGUCAGCGGGUGCAUUUAAUGAGGAUACUAUCAUCAAUGGAGAUAAAAUCGAUGAGAAGAAAGAAAGUGCAGCCGUAGAAACAGAUAGCAAAAGUGAAUCACAGAGUGAAAACAAUGUUGAGUCAAUGGAAUGUGAGAAUGCACCAGAAAAAUUAACUGACAAGGUACAAGAAGGCUUAUUAGAAGCUAAGAGAAUGAAGUUAAGUAACGAGGAAAAGUCCGUGGGUAUGUUUAAUGAGGAUACUACCAUCAGUGGAGAGAAAGAUGGCAAGAAGAAAGAAAGUGAAGUAAAUAAAACAGAUGGUAAAAGUGAUGACAUGAAAGAAAGUAAGGCAGAAAUUGCAAAUCAUAAAGAGGAAAAGGAAGAGGUAGAAAUGUUAGAGAAUAACAUUACAGAUUCACAGACUGAAAACAAUGUGUAGUCAGUGGAAUGUCAGAAGGUAUUAGGAAAAUUAACUUACAAAGUACUGGAAGGCAUAUCUUGAACUGUCUCAGACAAUGAUUAUAGCCAGCAUUAUCAUACUAGAAUGGAAAAUUAAGAAAAAUACCUUUAAUGUGGUAUGAGAUACUAUUAGAAGAAUAUUUAAUGAAUUUUAUUGUCUUUAAUGUACUAUAUUGUAUUAUUUCUUUAUGAAGAAAUGUGAAAUCAGAUGUAUUCAGUUUUUUUCAAGCUUUUGUGUUUAAAACUUCGCAGGUUAAAAAUAGCUGAAGACAUUUUUUUUGUGAUUCAUCACAGAUACCUUAGAGUGACUUGUUCUGUUUGAAAGAAAAAUCCUUUAAUAGCCUUUUUAUAUGUGUAUAUUCAGUAUGUUAUGAAACCAACUCAUUUAUGUUGAAUAAACCUUUAAAAAAAG